Molecule: messenger RNA, 1340 nt
Organism: Paramecium pentaurelia
Lineage: Eukaryota; Ciliophora; Oligohymenophorea; Peniculida; Parameciidae
Source: the annotation of a GenBank genome assembly
UAUGCAUGAAAAUAGAUUUCUUCAUCGUGAUAUUAAACCAGAUAAUUUUGUUAUUGAUUCAGGACCUAAUCCAAAAAUGUUAUAUUUAAUAGAUUUUGGUCUAUCUAAACAUUAUAUUGUAUUAUAUAUGUAAUUAAUUAUUAGAAUAGUAAAGGAGAACAUAUACCUUAUGUUAAGAAGGCAGGAUUAAUAGGAACUGCAAGAUAUGCCUCUAUAAGUGCACAUGAAGAAAUGGAAUAAGGAAGAAAAGAUGAUCUUGAAAGUAUUGGCUAUGUGUUGAUAUAUCUUGCAACAGGAAAUCUACCUUGGAUGAAUUUAUAAAUAGAUUCUAAGGAUGCUAAAUAUGCUAAGAUUUAUGAAAUAAAAAAAGAAAUUAAGAUUUAAGAUUUAUGUUAGAAUUUACCAAAAGUAAUAUUAAAUUUAAAUAUAGUGUUUCUAUUUUUAUAUGAAUGAUGUUAAAUCUUUAGAAUUCUAGGAAUCUCCUAAUUAUGAUAAAUUAAAAUCUUAUUUUGAGAGAGAAAUAGAAAACCAUAAUCAAUAAAAUAUGAAUGCCUCUUAAUUUUCAUUUGAUUGGGAAAGAUUACCAGAAUAUAGUAGAUAAAAGAAGCAUUAGACAAUUCAUGUUAUGCAAGUAAAUUCUUAUUAAUCUAGAAUUAAGACAAAAGGUAAUAAGUAGAUAUUGUAUUUAAUCCACAUAAAUUAAAUCAAAUAAGUAAAUAAAAUUAGUUUAUUAAUUAAUAAACAAAAGAUUCUUAAUAAAAAUCAACAUAAAAUUAAUAACUUACAUUUGAAUAAAUAAUGAAUGAAAAAAGAAAGGGAACUAAAAGGACUGUUUAUAGUCCUACAGGUAAAAGUAAGAAAACACCACUUAUGAUAAAUAUUUUAGAAAAUAAUGAUUUCAAUAAACAAAAUUUAUUAUCUCCAAUUAUUACACCUGAUGAUAGUAGAAUUUUAAGAAUGCAAAAUCAUUCUUCCACAUUACUCUAAAAUCCUUAAGUCAAUUCAUCAUAUUUAUAAGAUUCAUUUAUAUUACCUUCAGUAGCAACUUCAAGAAUAAAUAAUUAUUUUGAGAGUGAAGGUGUAGUUAGUGAAGGUGGAGGAUUACCAAUAUGGGAUUUAUGUGAUGGAUCAAAACCUGAAUUCUAAAAAGUAACAGGAAUAUUAGAAGGAAUAAAAAAACCUAGUUUAAUAAUAUUGAGAAAAGAAAGAAAAGCACAUACUUGUAAAUUAUAUCUUUAAUUUAUUUAGAAAUAGAUACUGUUAAAUUAAUGUAAGAAUUAUUUGUUCAACCAAUUAAAUUAAUUGGAGAUUAAGAAUCUUAUGUUGAAGGUUUAGAAUGA